This is a messenger RNA of Aspergillus homomorphus CBS 101889, 1036 nucleotides long. RefSeq lists its product as uncharacterized. The record is from RefSeq and is a predicted model, not a curated record. The coding region runs from base 1 to 1002 and encodes 333 amino acids. The transcript has 6 exons. Lineage: Eukaryota; Fungi; Ascomycota; Eurotiomycetes; Eurotiales; Aspergillaceae.
AUGGCUGGGCUCGUACUACUGUUCCGAUCCGUGGGUAAAUCUUGUAUUCGAUGGGCUGUACCCCGGGUCAGUUCACCGGAUCGUCUGUGGGGGCUAGAAGACCUGCUUUAUGCCAUCGCUUAUGGGCUGGAUCUCGCCCAAAUGGUCCUCGUCCAGAAAAGCUACACGUCAGGACUUGGUCGCCAUGUAUGGACCUUAUCCCAGACCGAGAUUACAAGCACCUUGAAGUAUGAGUAUAUAUCACAACUGUUGGCCUUCAUUGCCGCCGUAUUUUCGCGAACCAGAAUGAUGUGUUCUCUCUAUCGGUGCUUUCACCGCGUCGACAAACAAUUUCGUGUUCUUAUUGUCGGCUGCCUGUGCAUCCAAAUCAUCGUGAACAUGGUGACAAUCUUCCAAAUCCUCGCCCAGUGUGGGCCCAAUCCAUACCGCGCGGCCAAUCGAUUGCAGUAUUUCCACCACAUCUGGGAUCCCUGUACUCGAUUCCGGGAGAUUCCCCGCGAUGCCCGGAAACGCCGAUUGUGGCAAACGGUGGCCCUCAGUGGGCCGCUUCUGUUGUCAGCCUUGGCGUCCUUUGCGCGAACCUGGCUACUCCUUGCGAUCGACGACCAAAAUGAUAUCACUCGCGAGUCCUACUGCCACCACACCACAGUUCAGAUCGAGAACUUUAGGCUUAUGCUGGCCACCUGUGCGCCUGUUAUCCGACUGUUGUUAUCGAUCGUCACAAAGAACGGAUCCCCGACGAGCGGCUACCCCUGCUAUGGCAAUCAAUCAAACGCCCAAGGCCAAGCUCUCGAGUUGAACAUGGUUCCACACACUCAUGACAAAGGGACGGUGGUGGCCAUUACUGCGCAAGACACGAGGGGAAAUUCCCACUCCCUGGAGCAAUUCCCCUCAGAGGAUCAAGCUGUCGGUGGCUCUCAUGGGACCAAUGUGACCAUCCGGACCGAUAUUGUGGUCGAAUAUGAUCUCGAUCGAGGCUCAACGCCGAGGCUGCCCACCUAGAGGUCGGAGCAGAGGUUCAAGUAUACCGGUAAGG